AUGUCAAUUACUAAAUGGAACUCAACAUAUGCAGUAGACACAAGCAACAACUGUAAGAUAUUGAGUGAUGUCAUUACAUUUAUCUUGUUUGUCAUUUCAGGGAAGGAGAGUCCAAAUUCAAAGUGCUGUUAUACUGAGAGCGGCGGCGUCACAAAGUUAGGAAACCAGACAAAUAAUCGCUAUCCAAAAACCCCGUGCCAUCUGGAUCUCUACUCUGAAGGUCGUCCCAUUCCAUCUACAUCCUCGUCUAGCCUACUACCAUCUGCACAACUGCCCAGUUCCCAUAACCCUCAACCAGUUAGCUGCCAGAUGCCCCUGCUGGACAGCAAUACUUCUCAUCAAAUAAUGGACACCAACCCUGAUGAGGAGUUCUCCCCUAAUUCAUACCUACUAAGAGCAUGCACAGGCCCACAACAGGCUUCCAGCAGUGGUCCAACAAAUCAUCACAGCCAGUCAACGCUUCGGCCUCCUCUUCCUCCCCCUCAUAACCACACUUUGUCUCACCACCACUCUUCAGCCAACUCUCUCAACAAGAACUCAUUAACUAACAGGCGGAAUCAGAUUCAUGCACCAGCUCCUGCGUCUAACGACCUGGCUACCACUCCUGAAUCUGUGCAGCUUCAGGACAGCUGGGUCUUAAACAGCAAUGUACCACUGGAGACCAGACACUUCUUGUUCAAGACAUCGUCUGGAACGACUCCCUUGUUCAGCAGCUCUUCUCCUGGAUACCCACUGACUUCUGGAACAGUUUACACUCCUCCUCCCAGACUCCUACCCAGAAACACCUUCUCCAGAAAUGCCUUCAAGCUUAAAAAGCCGUCCAAAUAUUGUAGCUGGAAAUGUGCUGCCUUAUCAGCUAUUGCUGCUGCAGUUCUUCUUGCUAUUCUGCUGGCUUAUUUCAUUGCAAUGCAUCUGCUUGGGCUUAACUGGCAGCUCCAGCCCGCAGACGGACAUACCUUUAACAAUGGAAUAAGGACAGGCAAUGAUGAUGUCGCAACAAUGCCAUCUGGAGGCAAAGGACCAUGGCCCGCGGUCAGAAAUAGCAGCAUAGACAACGGGGAAGUGGAAAUUGGACGCAGGAUCACCCAGGAGGUGCCAGCAGGAGUGUUUUGGAGGUCUCACAUCCAUGUCAUUCAACCACAGUUCCUAAAAUUUAAUAUCUCAUUGGGAAAGGAUGCACUUUUUGGAGUCUAUAUAAGGAAGGGCCUUCCACCAUCUCAUGCCCAGUAUGACUUCAUGGAACGGUUGGAUGGAAAAGAGAAAUGGAGCGUCGUGGAAUCACCAAGAGAACGACGCAGUAUCCAGACCUUGGUGCAAAAUGAAGCAGUGUUUGUCCAAUACUUAGAUGUCGGGUUUUGGCACCUGGCAUUUUACAAUGAUGGCAAGGACAAGGAGAUUGUAUCUUUCAAUACAGUUGUUCUAGACUCUGUUCAAGAUUGUCCUCGGAAUUGCCAUGGUAAUGGGGAAUGUGUGUCAGGGGUCUGCCAUUGCUUCCCCGGAUUCCAUGGAGCAGAUUGUGCAAAAGCUGCGUGUCCAGUUUUGUGUAGUGGAAAUGGACAAUACUCCAAAGGAGCCUGUAUUUGUUACAGUGGAUGGAAAGGCGCAGAGUGCGAUGUCCCGAGCAGCCAGUGCAUAGACCCUUCCUGUGGGGGUCAUGGUUCUUGCGUAGAAGGAAACUGUAUAUGCUCGGCAGGGUUCAAGGGGGACAACUGUGAAGAAGGUGACUGCAUGGACCCAACGUGCUCCAACCACGGGGUUUGUGUGAACAGAGAAUGUCUCUGCAGUCCAGGGUGGGGUGGCCAGAACUGCGAACUACCCAGAACUCAAUGUCCAGAUCAAUGCAGUGGACAUGGGACAUACCUCACCGACUCAGGUCUGUGUAGCUGUGAUCCUAACUGGAUGGGUCCUGAUUGCUCUGUUGAGGUAUGCUCAGUGGACUGUGGCACUCACGGCGUUUGUAUUGGUGGAGCAUGCCGUUGUGAGGAAGGGUGGACUGGGGUGGCAUGUGACCAACGCGUUUGCCACCCUCGAUGCACCGAACAUGGAACUUGCAAAGAUGGAAAAUGUGAAUGCAGAGAGGGAUGGAAUGGGGAGCACUGCACCAUUGAUGGCUGCCCUGAUCUAUGCAAUGGCAAUGGGAGAUGCACACUCGGUCAGAACAGCUGGCAGUGUAUCUGCCAGACCGGCUGGAGAGGGUCCGGAUGCAAUGUUGCCAUGGAAACAUCUUGUGCUGAUAACAAGGAUAAUGAGGGAGAUGGUCUUGUGGAUUGCUUGGACCCGGAUUGCUGUCUACAGUCGACUUGCCAGUCAAGUUUACUUUGCCGUGGAUCACGUGAUCCUCUUGAUAUCAUCCAGCAAAGCCAACAAAACUCACCAGCAGUAAAAUCUUUUUAUGACAGAAUCAAACUUUUGGUGGGAAAAGACAGCACGCACAUAAUUCCCGGAGAAAAUCCUUUCAACAGCAGUCUUGUUUCCCUAAUCCGGGGUCAAGUUAUGACUACAGAUGGAACUCCACUGGUCGGUGUUAAUGUAUCUUUUGUUAAAUACCCAAAAUAUGGAUAUACAAUAACAAGACAGGAUGGCACGUUUGACCUGUUAGCAAAUGGUGGAGCGUCCUUAACUCUUCACUUCGAGCGGGCUCCCUUCAUGAGCCAAGAGAGGACAGUGUGGCUUCCAUGGAAUAGCUUUUAUGCUAUGGACACAUUAGCAAUGAAGACCGAAGAGAACACCAUUCCUAGCUGUGAUUUAAGUGGCUUUGUGCGGCCUGAUCCUGUUAUUAUCUCAUCUCCACUUUCUACCUUUUUCAGUUCCUCCCCCAGACAGAAUCCAAUAGUACCAGAAACCCAGGUUCUUCAUGAAGAGAUAGAAAUGAUGGGUUCCAAUUUGAGACUCUGUUAUCUGAGUUCUCGGACUCCUGGAUACAAGUCCUUGCUCAAGAUCACUAUGACCCAGUCCACAGUCCCACUUAAUCUAAUCAAAGUUCACCUGAUGGUAGCUGUUGAGGGUCAUUUGUUUCAAAAGACAUUUCAAGCGUCGCCAAAUUUGGCCUACACGUUUGUCUGGGAUAAACACGAUGCAUAUGGUCAAAGAGUGUACGGCCUUUCUGAUGCUGUCGUGUCUGUGGGGUUUGAAUAUGAAACUUGCCCAAGUUUAAUUGUAUGGGAAAAAAGAACAGCAAUAUUGCAAGGAUUUGAACUGGAUCCCUCAAACCUUGGUGGUUGGUCCUUGGAUAAGCACCAUAUAUUAAACGUUAGAAGUGGAAUUCUGCACAAAGGAAGUGGAGAAAACCAAUUCCUGACACAACAGCCUGCUGUCAUCGCAAGCAUUAUGGGUAACGGGAGAAGGAGGAGUAUUUCUUGCCCAAGUUGCAAUGGUCUUUCAGAAGGAAAUAAGCUAUUGGCCCCUGUGGCUCUGGCUGUUGGAAUCGACGGAAGCCUCUAUGUGGGAGACUUUAAUUACAUAAGACGCAUCUUUCCCUCCAGAAAUGUCACCAGUAUUUUGGAACUUCGAAACAAGGAAUUUAAACAUAGCAACAACAUUGCACAUAAGUAUUAUCUGGCUGUAGACCCUGUGUCGGGUUCAAUCUAUCUGUCAGACACCAACAGCCGCAGAAUUUACAAAAUCAAGUCACUCACAGCGACUAAAGAUACUGCAACCAACUUAGAAGUUAUAGCUGGGAAUGGAGAGCAGUGUAUGCCCUUUGAUGAGGCACGGUGUGGGAAUGGUGGCAAAGCUGUGGACGCAAUCCUAACAAAUCCCAGAGGCAUUGCAGUUGACAAGAAUGGACUAAUAUACUUUGUUGAUGCAACGAUGAUCCGUAAAGUUGAUCAGAAUGGAAUAAUAUCCACUUUACUAGGAUCUAAUGAUCUUGCAGCUGGUCGACCACUAAGUUGCGAUUCAAGUAUGGACAUCACACAGGUGCGUAUGGAAUGGCCAACAGAUCUUGCUGUGAACCCAAUGGAUAAUUCUCUCUAUGUCUUAGAGAACAAUGUUAUUUUGCGUAUAACAGAAAACCAUCAAGUCAGCAUCAUAGCUGGGCGGCCUAUGCAUUGCCAGGUACCCGGAAUAGACUAUUCUCUUAGCAAGCUGGCUAUUCAUUCUGCGCUUGAAUCUGCAAGCGCUAUAGCUAUUUCCCACACUGGGAUCCUCUACAUUGCAGAAACAAACGAAAAGAAGAUUAAUCGGAUACGACAAGUAACAACCAAUGGUGAAAUCUCUCUUCUAGCUGGGGCAGCCUCGGACUGCAACUGCAAAGAUGAUGUCAACUGCAAUUGUUAUGCCGGAGAUGAUGGUUAUGCUACAGAUGCUUUUUUAAACUCACCAUCAUCUUUAGCAGUGGCACCCGAUGGCACAGUUUACAUAGCCGAUCUUGGGAAUAUACGUAUUAGAGCUGUCCUUCAGAACAAGCCUGUUCUUACUGCAUUUAAUCAAUAUGAAGUUGCUUCCCCAGGAGAACAGGAAUUGUACAUCUUUAAUAUCAACGGGAUUCAUCAGUACACUCAGAGCCUUGUGACGGGAGAAUAUCUAUACAAUUUCACUUACAGCGCCGACAACGAUGUGAUAGAAGUGAUCGAUAACAGUGGAAAUUCUUUAAAAAUUCGUAGGGACACUAACGGAACCCCAAGACAUUUUCUCAUGCCAGACAAUCAGAUAAUUACCCUGACACUCACUACCAAUGGCGGAUUAAAGUUAGUCUCGACACAGAGUCUUGAGUUGGCCCUGAUGACGUACGAUGGAACUACUGGGCUGUUGGCAACAAAAAGUGACGAGACAGGCUGGACAAAUUUUUAUGACUACGACAAUGAAGGCCGCUUGACGAAUGUAACACGUCCAACCGGAGUGGUUACCAGUCUCCACCGUGAAAUGGAAAAAUCCAUUACUAUUGACAUUGAAAAUUCCAACCGGGAUGAUGAUGUCACGGUUAUCACCAACCUCUCUUCAGUGGAGGCAUCAUACACAGUGGUUCAAGACCAAGUAAGAAAUAGCUACCAGCUUUGCAGUAAUGGAACUCUGCGAGUGAUGUAUGCCAAUGGAAUGGGCAUUAGCUUCCACAGCGAGCCUCAUAUUCUGACGGGCACAGUCACACCAACAAUUGGGAGACGAAAUAUUUCUCUGCCCAUGGAGAAUGGGCUAAACUCCAUUGAAUGGCGUCUACGAAAAGAGCAAACAAAGGGGAAAGUCACAGUGUUCGGGCGAAAGCUUAGAGUCCGUGGAAGGAAUUUAUUGUCAAUCGAUUUUGAUAGGAAUUCUCACACUGAAAAAAUUUAUGAUGACCACCGUAAGUUUACAUUGAGGAUUGUCUAUGAUCAGCUAGGACGCCCACUCCUGUGGCUCCCGAGUAGUGGACUUGCUCCUGUCAAUGUGUCCUACUUCUUCAAUGGGAGACUCGCUGGCCUCCAACGUGGUGCUAUGAGCGAAAGAACUGAAAUGGACAAGCAAGGAAGAAUCAUCUCUCGCUCUUUUGCAGAUGGAAAAGUAUGGAGCUAUACAUACCUUGAAAAGUCUAUGGUGCUUCUUCUUCAAAGUCAAAGACAAUAUAUCUUUGAAUAUGAUUCGUCUGACCGCCUGUACGCGGUCACCAUGCCCAGCGUUGCGAGGCAUAGUAUGUCAACUCAUACAUCUAUUGGCUACAUCCGGAAUAUCUAUAAUCCGCCAGAAAGCAAUGCAUCGAUCAUUUUUGAUUACAGCGACGACGGCAGGGUGUUGAAGACAUCGUACCUUGGUACCGGGCGCCAAGUUUUUUACAAAUAUGGGAAACUGUCAAAGUUAUCUGAAAUCGUUUACGACAGCACGGCAGUCACGUUUGGGUAUGAUGAAACAACAGGUGUUUUAAAAAUGGUGAGUCUACAAAGUGGUGGAUUUUCGUGCACCAUUCGCUACAGGAAAAUCGGGCCUCUAGUGGACAAACAAAUUUAUAGGUUCUCUGAAGAGGGCAUGGUGAAUGCUCGAUUUGAUUACACUUAUCAUGACAAUAGUUUUCGAGUGGCUAGCAUCAAGCCAAUCAUCAGUGAAACGCCUCUCCCUGUUGAACUUUACCGUUAUGAUGACAUUUCUGGAAAAAUUGAACACUUUGGAAAAUUUGGGGUCAUUUAUUAUGACGUAAAUCAGAUCAUUACUACAGCAGUAAUGACCCUUACUAAACAUUUUGACACUCAUGGACGUAUAAAGGAGGUUCAGUAUGAAAUAUUUCGAUCGCUCAUGUAUUGGAUGACUGUUCAGUAUGAUAGCAUGGGGCGUGUUACAAAGAGAGAGCUGAAACUGGGUCCAUAUGCCAACACAACAAAGUACACAUAUGAUUAUGAUGGAGAUGGUCAGCUGCAAAGUGUCGCUGUCAAUGACAGACCCACCUGGCGUUACAGUUAUGACCUAAAUGGAAACCUACACCUGUUAAAUCCCGGAAACAGUGCCAGGCUGAUGCCUUUGCGCUAUGAUCUGAGGGAUAGAAUAACACGCCUUGGGGAUGUGCAGUACAAAAUCGAUGAUGAUGGUUUUCUGAGCCAAAGAGGUUCUGAUAUUUUUGAAUAUAAUUCUAAAGGCCUUCUUACGAGAGCUUACAAUAAGGUCAAUGGAUGGAACGUCCAAUAUCGAUACGAUGGAUUAGGACGUAGAGCUUCAUGCAAGACUAAUUUAGGACUACAUCUUCAGUUCUUCUAUGCUGAUCUUCACAACCCAACAAGGGUUACCCAUGUUUACAACCACUCUAACUCUGAAAUCAUUUCCUUAUACUAUGACUUGCAAGGUCACCUUUUUGCGAUGGAAAGCAGCAGCGGCGAAGAAUACUACAUUGCCUCUGACAAUACAGGCACACCUCUGGCUGCUUUUAGUAUCAAUGGCGUGAUGAUCAAACAGUUACAGUAUACAGCCUAUGGAGAGAUUUACUUUGAUUCAAAUCCAAAUUUCCAGCUUGUGAUUGGGUUCCAUGGAGGGUUAUAUGAUCCUUUAACAAAACUGGUUCAUUUUACUCAGAGAGAUUACGAUGUAUUAGCUGGACGCUGGAUAUCCCCUGAUUAUACAAUGUGGAAAAAAAUUGGAAGAGACCCUGCUCCGUUCAACUUAUACAUGUUUAAGAACAACAAUCCACUGAGCACUGAAAUGGAUUUAAAGAAUUAUGUUACAGAUGUGCAAAGCUGGUUGGUGAUGUUUGGAUUUCAACUGAGCAAUAUUAUACCUGGAUUUCCAAGGUCAAAAAUGUAUUUCGUACCAGCACCCUAUGAACUGACCGAGAGUCAAGAAUGUGAAAAUGGACAGCUCAUUACAGGUGUUCAACAGACCACUGAAAGACAUAAUCAAGCAUUUAUGGCACUGGAGGGCCAAACCAUCGUUAAACGACUGCAUGCAAACAUAAGAGAGAAACCAGGGCACUGGUUUGCAACAACAAUUCCCAUAAUUGGAAAAGGAAUAAUGUUUGCCAUCAAGGAAGGUAAAGUAACAACCGGAAUCUCCAGUAUCGCUAAUGAAGACAAUAAGAAAAUUGCUUUGGUGCUCAACAGUGCCCACUACUUGGAAAAAAUGUAUUAUAACAUUGAAGGGAAGGACACGCAUUAUUUUGUCAAAAUUGGCUCAGCUGACAGUGAUCUCGUCACUUUGGGUUUGACAAAUGGCCGUAAAACCCUGGACAGUGGAGUGAAUGUUACAGUGUCCCAGCCAACUCUUCUUAUAAAUGGAAGGACUCGCAGGUUUACAAACAUUGAAUUCCAGCACUCAUCACUUCUUCUAAACAUACGGUUUGGAAUGACUGCAGACACAUUGGAUGAAGAAAGGGCGAGGGUUCUUGACCAAGCACGCCAGAGAGCACUGAGUGCAGCUUGGGCCAAAGAGCAACAAAAAGCAAGGGAUGGAAAAGAAGGAAGUCGUUUAUGGACAGAAGGGGAAAGGCAACAGCUUUUGAGUACAGGAAGGGUUCAAGGAUAUGAGGGAUACUACGUUCUUCCCGUGGAGCAGUACCCUGAGCUUGCAGACAGUAGCAGUAACAUCCAGUUUUUGAGACAGAAUGAAAUGGGAAAGAGGUAACAAAUUAAUCUACUGUCAUCCUUUACUGGAUGAAUCAGUAGUUGCAACUGUUAUCUCCUCUCCUAAGGAGAUGAAGACCUAAAUGGGGCACUAGGCUGAAUUGUUUUGAGACAGUUAAGUAGCAUGAAAGCUCACAUUUUUUGAGUUGAAUGCUGCUGAAAAACACCCAAUGCAGUGGACCUAAGCCUGACUUAAAAUAAAACACAAAUAAAUACAAAAGUACCCCUGUGAUAUUACCCACUUCUUCUGGGUCUCUGUUAAAAAUAAACAUGGCCUCUCAGUACCUCACAUCUUUAGUAUGUGAGGUAUGUUCAAGAAAUUCAAGAUGGCCGCCUUUACAAGACCAUUUGCUGAAAACCACUAAGACUGCUUCUUUGAUAGAUACUCCAACAUUUUAAUUUAAGAAGAAUGUGUACUGUAUUUCCUCAAGGACUUGAGGAAUGAUUUGUAGAAAAUGAUUCUAAAACUAAGAGCACUGGAUUGACUCUAACAAGAAAACAUGGACAUUACUUGCACUCCAAUCCCCAAAAUGCUCUGACUUCAUUUUAUUCAUGGAGUGGUUAGAGUGUAACAUUUGAUUCAAAGUGGAAGCUUUCACUACCGUUUAAAUUCAUUCUCUUGUUUGUAUUUGAAAAUUCCAUUGUGGACAAUAUUACACAGUUACAGGGUGUAGUCUGUUUAGAAUCAGUAGUUUGUUGGUAUCAGUUCCAGUAGAGAUGUGGGCAUUGUGACACUAUGGCAAAUGGGCACCACUUCAGAUCACCCUGUUCAUAUAAAGGCCAAGAGGCACAAUCACUGUUUCAGAUUAAAACUAGAAAUGUGUUUGUUUGGUCUAAACAAUAAACUGAGACAAUCACCUUACAGUCACCACAAAAAAAAAAAAGUUGAUUAUGAACUUUGGUAUAAAACGUUUUUGUUUUUUUUUGUAAUAUACAUGUAUGAAUUGUUCAUUGAGUUUUUAUAUUAUUUUAAUUUGCUGCUAAAUUAAAAUUAGAGACAGGCAAAGAUAAUUUAUGGCAAAGUGUUUAAAUUGUUUAUACAUAAAUAAAGUCUCUAAAACUCCUGUGAA
Molecule: messenger RNA, 9079 nt
Organism: Spea bombifrons (plains spadefoot toad)
Lineage: Eukaryota; Metazoa; Chordata; Amphibia; Anura; Pelobatidae
Gene: TENM2
Product: teneurin transmembrane protein 2
Exons: 29
Coding region: 1-8010 (2669 amino acids)
Biological process (GO): neuron development; signal transduction; heterophilic cell-cell adhesion
Cellular component (GO): neuron projection; membrane
Molecular function (GO): cell adhesion molecule binding; protein heterodimerization activity; protein homodimerization activity
Source: RefSeq, a predicted model, not a curated record